CCCACUUGGGAGCUCCUCCUCUGGAGGCAGCCCCCAAACAUACACUGCUAGUGUUUGCGGCUUUCACCUGAGGGUCUGAGCGAAGCCCCGCGGCGCACGUGCAGUGAAUACCUCCACCCCCUUGGGGGGCGGGGUCGCGCCCAGAGCCAAUGAGAGCUUGCGAGGUGGAAGGGUAGGGAAGCUUCCAGAGGCCGGUGGGAAGGAAGUUUUAAAGAGGGUACAAGGGGACUUGCGGGAGAGUCAUGCAGUCCAAGCGGGAUUGUGAGCUGUGGUGUGAGAGGGUGAAUCCAGAAAACAAGGCAGCGCUGGAGGCGUGGGUCAGGGAGACAGGCAUCCGCCUGGUGCAGGUGAACGGGCAGAGGAAGUAUGGCGGGCCACCCCCAGGCUGGGUGGGCAGGCCGCCGCCAGCCGGAUCAGAGGUAUUCAUCGGGCGGCUGCCCCAGGACGUGUACGAGCACCAGCUUAUCCCGCUGUUCCAGCGCGUGGGCCGCCUCUACGAGUUCCGCCUGAUGAUGACCUUCAGCGGCCUGAACCGCGGCUUCGCCUAUGCCCGCUACAGCUCGCGGCGCGGCGCUCAGGCCGCCAUCGCCACGCUGCACAACCACCCGCUGCGGCCGUCUUGCACGCUACUCGUGUGCCGCAGCACUGAGAAGUGUGAGCUGAGCGUGGACGGCCUGCCGCCGAAUCUGACCCGCCGCGCACUGUUACUCGCGCUGCAGCCGCUGGGUCCCGGCCUCCAGGAGGCGCGGCUGCUGCCCAGCCCUGGACCGGCGGCCGGGCAGAUCGCUCUGCUCAAAUUCAGCUCGCACCGGGCCGCUGCCCUGGCCAAAAAGGCGCUGGUGGAAGGGCAAUCACACCUCUGUGGAGAGCCUGUCGCUGUGGAGUGGCUCAAGCCAGACCUGAAGCAGCGACUCCGUCAGCAGCUUGUGGGUCCCUCCUUGCGGUCCCCACAGCCAGAAGGCAGCCAGUUGGCCUUGGCAAGGGACAAGUUAGGGUCCCAAGGGGCUCGAGCUACCCUGCAGUUGCUGUGCCAACGAAUGAAGCUGGGGAGCCCUGUGUUCCUUACUAAGUGUUUGGGCACCGGGCCUGCUGGCUGGCACCGCUUCUGGUACCAGGUCGUGAUCCCUGGGCAUCCAGUACCCUUCAGUGGCCUAAUCUGGGUUGUGCUGACCCUAGAUGGGCAGGAUGGGCAUGAGGUGGCCAAGGAUGCUGUGUCUGCACAGCUGCUGCAGGUACUCACUGAGUCUGGGGCCAGCCUCCUGUGGUCUGCUGGAGCUGAGGCACGUACCAUGGUUAGACAGUGACUCCAUUCUCUCUCCAGAGGCAGCCUGAAUGGGCAGGCAGAGCCUGUGUCAGGCUCCAACCCAGCAGGCCUGGGUGGCCACUAUCUGACCCCAAAGGUGGGGAGGGACAUGGCCCCAAGCCCUUUAGCCGCCCUGCUGGGAGGGGGCAGCUUAGGUUUGGCCUAAAUUAUGGUGAGGGCCCUUGCCUUUCUCCUCUCAGCCCAGGGUCCAAACUGAUCCUGUGAUCUAACAUGGCCAUUCCUUGUCCCACACCCAUCCUAUCUAUCAUACCUUUUCCCUCUCCCACAGUUUAGCAUGAAUCUUUAUUGUCCUGAUUUGUCCUCUUUGUUGGUUAUUUAGGGGUAGGGGCAGCUGAGCCAAAGGGUCAGAAAUCCUGCCCUUUGCCUCCACCACAUGGCAUUCUGCUUUCGGUUUUUGUAGUUUUGGGUUUUUCUGUGCUGGUUGUAUUUAUAUUAAACCCCUGGUUAGUAUA
Molecule: messenger RNA, 1776 nt
Organism: Callithrix jacchus (white-tufted-ear marmoset)
Lineage: Eukaryota; Metazoa; Chordata; Mammalia; Primates; Cebidae
Gene: DND1
Product: DND microRNA-mediated repression inhibitor 1
Biological process (GO): germ cell development
Molecular function (GO): RNA binding
Source: RefSeq, a predicted model, not a curated record